Molecule: messenger RNA, 1376 nt
Organism: Colletotrichum phormii
Lineage: Eukaryota; Fungi; Ascomycota; Sordariomycetes; Glomerellales; Glomerellaceae
Exons: 1
Coding region: 244-930 (228 amino acids)
Source: RefSeq, a predicted model, not a curated record
CCCUCCUCCAAGAUGUAGAACGAUGCUCCAGCAGUAGUAUUUUGGUGUUUGUGUUUUCUCAACAUUCGCGCAAAUCUAAGCCUGGCGCUCAGUGUCUCCUUAUCACACUCUCUUCGAAUAGUUCCUUUUAUUAAAACUGUAACCUUCAUCGACCUGGCGUCACCUAUUUCGACUUUUCUACUACCUUUAUUUCUCAUCGACCACGAAGAAGAAAAACAUUUAACCAAAACCUACCCAAACACAAUGGAUCUCAAGAGUCGCAUCUCGUCGCCUCUGGAGGCCGGCACCUCUAUUCUCGACGUCCAGCACUUGCCGCCCCAUCUCAACGAGGCUCUCGAGUACGCCUCCAAGCGCCUCGCCAGAAAGGCCCUCCACGUCACCCUCGUCGUCGCCCGCCGCGAGUACCAACUCCCCACCCUCGUCCCCUCCUCCUCCGCCUCCUCUUCGGCCUGCUCCUCGGUCCUCUCCUCGCCGACAAUGUCGCCGGUCCCGGCCUCGGCAUCCAGCACCUCUUCCGUCUCGUCUUCGUCCUCCCGCUUCAACUUCUCCACCAAAUCGCCCGUCUCCUCCUUCAAGAAGCUCGUCCGCACAAACACCGGCUCCAGCGUCUCUUCCGUCUCCUCCGUCUCGUCGGCCGGCAGCAGCAACGCCCCCGAGAGCUUCGUCUUCACGCCCUCUUUCCUCAUGGACACCAACGGCCCGAGACUGAGGUGGCCCCUUUCACCCGGCAUCCCCCUCUCGCCGCCGCCCAUGACGCCCUCGACGGCCUCUUCCACCAUCACCGACGCUUCCGGCCCCAUGUCGCCCAACCCCUUUGGCAUCCGCCUCGUCCACGCCGACCUGCUCACCGACAAGCAAGAGAGGACUCUGCGCCAGACCAUUGAUCGGGCAGAGAGGAAAUUCCGUAUUGGGUACGUGUUUUCCCCCUAAAAGCCCAUCAAUCACCUCACUAACACACUCUCCUCUUCAGAACCGAAUGGCUCCCCCCGGUAGUAGACGGCUCCGCCUGCGGCCUAACAAGCAGCCUCAUCCGCCGCUCCAUCGUCCAAAACGAAGUCCUCUUUGCCGCAGAGGGCCUCACCCUCGUCUCCCUCGACCGCCUCUACACCUUCAAGGCCGCCCUCUCAAGCUACUCCCGCACAAACGCCCCUCUCCGCCUCGAAGACGCCGUCGACGAGCUCCGCCGACUCGUCCUCUCCCGCGCCGGCAACAAGGUCGCAAAGUCGGACAUCCUCCGCUCCUACGACUGGCUCAGCGUCACCGACGUCGCGCUCGCCGACGUCGACAAGAUGUACCGCAGGGCCUACGGCGGUCCCGGCAGGAUAGGUGCCAUCGAGGGCGUCGGCGCCGCGGCGCAGGUGGCGAGGACGGUGAGG